CUGUGCGAAGUGGGCGGGACUUCAGUCUAUGAUCUCCUUCCGGAAACUAACAAAACACACACACGUACACACGUGUGAGAAAAGCUCGCAUUCAACGCAGUCUGCAUCCUCCUAAAUAUCACAAGACGUAGGUUGGCUCUGAUGGCUGAAGCAGAGCCCACUCCUGUCCCUGCUCUGGUCGGAGAAAAGAGAAGCUGUCCCGAGGCUGAAGAGGAAGACACGCCAUCAAAGAAACUCAGAGUCGAGAAGGAUGACAAGAAUGGAGGUCCUCCCAAACCAGACGAGGAGGAAGAGGCUGAGGGAGGAGCAAGUGAUGGAGAGGAGGAGGGUGAGACCUUUGCUGAUAUGAUGAAGCAUGGCCUCACUGAGGUGGAUGUUGGCAUCCUGAAGUAUGUCAGUGACCACGAGGGCUUCUCAGGAAUCCUGAAGGAAAGAUAUUCAGAUUUUGUGGUGCAUGAAAUCAACAAACAAGGCAAAAUAGUGCAUUUGGAUGACCUCUCAAUCCCUGCAGAGGUCGAGGCACCCGCAGAGGUUGAAGAGCCGCCGAUUGAUUCUGAUGUGCUGACUGAAGAGCAGAAAAAGCAGCUUGGGGAGCUGCAGCUCUUCAGGAACAAAGAGACCAAUGUUUCUAUUGAGGUGGUGGAUGACACAAAAGAGAAGAGGACGCUGGUUCACAAAGCCAUCAAGACUCAGUUUCCUGGUGUGGAAACAAAGACAGAAGAGAAGGACGGGCGCAGGUUCAUAGUGGCGUACCACGUUGCUGGGAAGAAAGCUCUGGCAGCUCCAAGGAAACACUUCUGGCCCAAAAACCGAGGCAGUUUCUGUCACUUUGUCCUGUACAAGGAGAACAAGGACACCAUGGAUGCUAUCAAUGUGCUGUCAAAGUUCCUCAGGCUUAGACCUAACAUGUUUUCCUACAUGGGAACCAAGGACAAGAGAGCCGUCACUGUGCAGGAGAUUGCAGUGCUCAAGAUCACAGCAGAGAGGUUGGCUCACCUCAACAAGUGCCUCAUGAACCUCAAGCUGGGAAACUUCUGCUACAAAAACCACCCUCUGAAGCUGGGGGAGCUGCAGGGAAACCACUUCACUGUGGUCAUCAGGAACAUCUCAGGGACAGAAGAGCAGGUCAAUCAGGCCAUGACUUCCCUCAGGCAGACAGGAUUCAUCAACUACUAUGGCAUGCAGCGUUUUGGCACCACAGCUGUGCCCACACAACAGGUUGGCAGGGCAAUCCUGAGAAACGACUGGAAGGAGGUGGUGGAUUUAAUCUUAAAGCCUCGUCCCGGAGCGGAGAAAGAGUUCCUGGUGCGCUGCAGGGAGGAGUGGGCGAAAACUCAGGACCCAGAGGCCGCUCUGAAAAAGCUGCCCAACAAGCGCUGUGUGGAGGGGCAGCUGCUGAGAGGCCUGUCCAUGUACGGCAAGAAGAACAUCGUCACUGCCUUUGGACUGAUCCCUCGUAACAACCGUCUGAUGUACAUACACAGCUACCAGAGCAAGGUGUGGAACACCAUGGUGAGCCGCAGGAUCGAAGCCUUCGGCCUGAAGGCUGUGGAGGGAGACCUGGUGCUGCGAGGAACCACAGCACAUGUGCUGUCUGCAGAGGAGGCCGAGACUCACUCCAUCCAUGACAUUGUGAUGCCAUUACCUGGGUUUGAUGUCAUCUACCCGACUCAUCACGUGGGUAAAGGAUAUGGAGAGAUGCUCUCUGUGGACGGCUUGGACAUCGACAACAUGAGACACAAAGUGAAGGACUAUUCUCUUGCUGGAGCGUACAGACGCGUCAUCAUCAGACCCAGCGACGUUAGCUGGGAGGUGAUUCAGUACGACGACCCCAGGAUCUCACUGGUGCACAGUGAUUUUGAGAAGCUGGAGAACAAACCUGCUCCUGUCUUUAACAAAGAGGGGAAGUAUAGAGCCCUGCGGUUGGAGUUCUCCCUCCCCCCCUCCACCUACGCCACCAUGGCCAUCAGAGAGGUCCUAAAGCUGGACACAAGCAUCAAGAAGCAGACACAGCUCAACACAACCUGGUUUAACUGAGACCUGAAACACAUUCUGGUGCUGCUGCAGGCUACAAAGCACCCGUCUACUGUGGCUACUUACUGUUGUGAGUGUUAUUAAGUGUACUACUGUAUGUGUGUGUCUGUGUGAGAGAGAGAGAGCAGUUCUGGUUCUGUGUGAACCCAAAGAGAAUUUCUUUGAAGUACAAAGAGCAACAAUUUAUCACUCUUCAACUUUUUGUUUUUUUAAAUUAAGUUUUUACUUGCUCUGGAGUAUUUCAGCGCUCUAAUGACUCAGCAUAUUUCGACGAUGAUUUAAGUGAACCUUGUGCUUUGAGGCUGCCGUCUCACACAGUUGUAUCAGACUGCACAGAGUACUCAUAAUGUGCUUUUUGUACAGAAAUAUGAAUCUGUUAUUUUUUAAGACUGAGCUGAAUGUGUGAAUUGAACUGAUCUCUUGAAAAGAGAAAAUAAACAUGUUGAGUUUAUUGUU
Molecule: messenger RNA, 2490 nt
Organism: Notolabrus celidotus (New Zealand spotty)
Lineage: Eukaryota; Metazoa; Chordata; Actinopteri; Labriformes; Labridae
Gene: pus7
Product: pseudouridine synthase 7
Exons: 16
Coding region: 142-2037 (631 amino acids)
Biological process (GO): pseudouridine synthesis
Cellular component (GO): nucleus
Molecular function (GO): RNA binding; pseudouridine synthase activity
Source: RefSeq, a predicted model, not a curated record